Messenger RNA from Patella vulgata (common limpet), 2975 nucleotides. Its product is annotated as UPF0489 protein C5orf22 homolog. The transcript has 4 exons. NCBI's taxonomy places the organism in Eukaryota, Metazoa, Mollusca, Gastropoda, Patellidae. The record is from RefSeq and is a predicted model, not a curated record. Bases 650 to 1699 code for a protein of 349 amino acids.
GAUAGUCGUAUUCGGGAUAUAUAUUUUCUUGAUUACUAAUUACGCCUAUAGUAUCUGAUACUGACUGGAUCAGAAUGAAUUUACGGAUAUGUAAGAAACGAAUAGGAUACUCAUCAGUUACAUUAUUAAUAUGUAUGUGCGUUCUAUUCGCGUGGUACUUAAGCACAUCAGAAUUAUCCGACAUCAAAAGAAAUGGCGUUUCAGAUUUAAAACAUAUAAACUAUUUUAAAAGGAGGUUCGAAGAUUCUGAUAGAGUUGAUUCUGGUAAUUUAAAGGAUGGGAACUAUCUUAAAAGUAAUAAUUAUGUCUCGGUGGAACAUGGAGAUCAAGUCCAAGACGUAAAACAAAGGCAUUCGGCCAUAGAAAGACACCACCCACUGUCAUCAACGAUACCAGUAUAUAUUGUAGAGGAGCAUCACGAAGUAAUACCAUAUUGGUUUAUGGCGGCCAAGGAUGGAAGAUUACCAACUCGUGGCAAUGUAAUGGUUCAUAUAGAUGGCCACCCGGAUACCUCAAUACCAAAAUACCCUAUAGGUGCCAAAAUAUUUCAACAUCCCAAAACGGAACAUCUUUAUAAACAGAUGAUGAUGAGCAAUGACCAGUUCAUAAUGGUGAGUUACCGUCAGUGUUUUCUGGAUUCAUUUCAAGAAUGAUAUGGAUUUACCCAUCUUGGAACAAUGAUUUUGGUAAAGAUAGAAAUGUUUUGAUAGGGUUCGGCUAUGCUUUUAAUCGUACUUAUAAAGAUGAAUUCCCACUCUGCGUUUGUUACGAUCAAAUGGAAUGCCACCAUGUAAAUAGAGAAGAGUAUUCAUAUCAGUAUCCCCAUAUACUUCAAACUGAUUGCGCGAUAAAACAGAUAGUUAUAUCCGAGGAAAUAUCAGAUGCCAAAGCUGAGGAACUAUCCCAAUCUGGAGAUUGGAUUCCAUCAACAGAUAACGUCUUCUUUGAUAUCGACGAAGAUUAUUAUGGUUGUCAAGCUGCGGUACAACCAUUAUUGGAUGUAAAAAUAAGCGAGGAUUACAUAGAUGACAGUUUGGUUCCUGCCAUUAUGAACAUAUUUUGUCCAAGAGAUGCUAAAUCAGAGCAAGGUGUGGAUAAGAUUUAUUAUAAUUUACUACAUCGUCUAUCUGAUAGAUCUUCUGGGAAGAAACUACGGACUGAACAACGAAAUGAAAUCGUGGAACACACUCUACAGGACAUAAAGAAGGGUAAUUUAAUGUCAGAAUUAUGUAACCCGUCGACUGUAGAUCAUGAACUAAAGGGGUUAAUUGAAACUUUGAGUAUUUUGGAUAAACAACAAUUAAAGGCUUUGGCUGAUUUAGGCAUUUGUCUACAGACCACGCCACGAGCGUACAGCUUCAACCGCAUGGAUGGCAUGAAACUGUGCGAUGGUAACAAUCGACCUGGUAACGGAAGUGCCGUAUUCUUUUAUACUCCUACUUUGAAUGAAAUAAACAAACGGACAGAUCAGUUAUAUGUUAUAUUGAGAACACUUCCGGAGCCGAAAUUUGUCAGUUUGUGUCGAUCUUCGAGAGAUGGAUAUGUUCCUGGUCAAUUUGUAUCUAAAAUAGAGACGGAUAUUAUUCAGACUCUUGGUAAAGUGUUUCCUAAUAUAACGGAAAGCUCCGUACAUUAUGAUGCUGAAUUACACGGUGGACCAAAAGGCUGGUACAACAGACAUCCUGAAACCCCUUGGUAAAAAUAUUAGAGCAGUGAAUUAUGUCAAUAAACUCGGUGCUCGUAUUAAAAAAACAUUAAUGAAAUAAUUAAUUUUACAGAAUCUCCACAAGCAGUAGCUAAAAUAUUCGUCUGUGAAUGAGGAUAAAAUGUUCACAAUAAGUGGUGUAUCAAGACGGCCUGCCUCGAAAAAUUUCGAAAACGAGAAGCCCAGAAAUGCCAUGUGAUAUGAGACAAGAAUCCGGUUCUAAACUAAUGAACCUCGGUUCAGGUAGAGACAGUCAGUAGGAAUAAUUUCUUCGAGAACUCAUGAAAAGCACAAAGAGACAAAAUUCGGAAAAUUAGUUUAUUAAAACACCUGACUCCACGCUCCCCUUCCUUCCCCCACUAGAUCCGGCCUUGUUUAUAAUAUACCACAUGUUACGUCUACAGGUAAACUUUGUCAGCAGUGAAAUAAACCAUAGUAAUUGUCAUUCCAUAAAAAAAAUAUUAAUUGAUUAUUUCCCAAUUACUAACUACCAUUUAAAGAAUAUAUAAAGCCGGUGUUCAGAUCUGGCAGAUGGUGUGUUUCACUGUACUGUUAACACAGUAAGGACCAACUAACAGAAAGUUUAACGUUUUUUGAUGACCUCGUGUGAGCAAAGUUGCCCCCUCUGUCAGCGUUCCUGAGAUUGAAAUGCUAUUAAAUAAUACGUGGGUUAGAUUAACUGUUAGCACCUUAGUUAUGCUUAUAUAAUUACGAGGAUAUUUUUUACAAGGAUAUUAAGAAACUGGAUGGAUUCAGUUAGAUUCCAUGGCAUGGGGCUGAUUUAUGGUAUUUCAAAAAUCGAACUGUUCAAAGAUAUAAGGUCUGAGUAGUGUUUGGGGUCAAAAUAUCUACCUGGAGAAGACUGUAUGUUGCUUAAAUAAAUUGUGCGUACAUUGAACUCAGACGGUAUACAUCCGUGUGGUAUAGUAGUGAAUUCAUUACUGAAAAUCUGCUAUUCUUUAAUUGGUUGCAACUAGUGCUGAUCAGAUAUCUUCAGAAUUGGACAUUGAUGCUUGACAUGCUUGGUUUGUUGUUGAAUAGUCCGAGAUAGGGUAUGAGGAAAUCUAACGCCAGCUUUGGAAGGGAAGAUACAUGGAUUUAUCUACCUCUGCUGCGUUACAACAAAGAUGUGGAUUAAUUUUGGACGGAACAAUAACUGAUGGCCAACCUAUAUGAAACGAAUAUGAAUUACUUUAUACAUUACGUAAGAUUUGGAUAAAGAACUGGUAAUAGGUAAUGCAAAAUAAAUAUAUUGAAAAUUUCAUUCAAA